AUGGAUGAUGCUGUGCAUUCAAUAAUAUCAGUAACUAAAAUUCAACAAAGACGACCAAUUGUUCAAAAUUAUUCGCUUCUCUGGAUCGAUGGCACUAUCGAUAAAUCCGAAGCAAAUUUUCAAAAGGACUUCGAUCAAAUUAAAAGUGUCAUCAGUGAUGUCAAUGUUUUUACACAUCCAGACGAUUGUAUCCAGCUUCUUAACACCAUGACUUUAGAAAAAGGUUUUCUCAUUGUAUCCGGAUUUUUAGGUCAAUAUUUUGUGCCGCAAAUUCAUUCUAUGCGACAAGUAGAUACUAUAUAUAUAUAUUGUAGUAAUAAGGCUAGACACGAACAGUGGGCACAUGAAUGGCCCAAGAUUGAAGGUGUUCACAUUUCAAUCAAGACCAUAUGUGAAUCCCUAAACAAAGUGACUCGUCAAUGUGACCAUGAUGCAAUAUCGAUGAGCUUUGUUGCAAAUUCGACAUCAUCAACAACAAGCACAACGAAUGAAGAUAAAAGUCUCGACCAAUUAGAACCAUCUUAUAUGUAUACAAUGUUAUUCAAAGAUAUCAUAUUACAAAUCAGUGAAGAUGAUGACAAGCCAGUAGAAUAUUUUGUGGCUUAUUGUCGUAGUAAAGGUAUUAGUGAAUCAGAAUUGACGUAUUUUCAGAGUAAAUACCAUGAACACUCGGCAGUUUGGUGGUAUACUUGUGAAAUAUUUCUCUAUAGUAUGCUCAAUCGUGCUCUGAGAACACUUGAUAUGGAGGUCAUGACUAGAACAGACUUUUUCAUUCGAAAUCUGCAUCGACAAUUACAGCAACUACAAGAAGAACAUUCAUCUGCAUUCGAGAAGAAGUUCAUUAUUUAUCGGGGUCAAGGACUUUCUCCAGAAGAUUUUCAACAUCUUCAAGACACAAAAGGUGGACUUCUUGCAUUCAAUUGUUUUCUGUCGACUAGCACAGAAAAAGACGUCAGUAUGGAAUUCAUUAAAGGAAAUUUAUGUAAAUAUGAACAAAACGUUGGUGUCCUUUUUAUUAUGACAAUUGAUCAAAGUAAAAUAUCAUCAUCGUCAACACCAUUUGCUCUUAUUGAUAAAUAUAGUGCAAUUCCAACGGAAAACGAAGUUCUUUUCUCCAUGCACACAGUAUUUCGUUUAGGAGAAAUGGAACAAUCAACGAAAGAUAAACGUCUUUGGGAAGUACAAUUGACUAUUACUGAUGACAAUGAUCCACAACUAGCCGAUCUCGUCACAUACAUGAAAAAGGAGAUCGAUGGUAGUGGAUGGUAUCGAAUGGGUAAAUUGAUGCUCACGCUAGAAAAAUUCGAUGAUGCUGAACUACUCUACAAUCAAUUACUCGAAGUGACUUCUAAUGAUAGUGAUCGAGCAUACAUAUAUCAUCAACUUGGACGGGUCAAAAAAGACCAAGGAAAAUACAAAGAGGCAGUGACAUUCUACGAAAAAUCUUUGGAGAUCUACCUGAAAGCUCCGACGCAAGAUAAUCCUUCAUUAGCUUCUGCUUACAACAAUAUCGGUCAAGUGUAUGACAAGAUGGGUGACUAUUCGAAAGCACUUGAAUUCUACGAAAAAUCCCACAAAAUCAAAGAAAAAGCUCUUCCUUCAACUCAUCCCGAUUUGGCUACUUCCUACAACAAUAUCGGUCAGGUGUACAACAACAUGGGAGAAUACUGGAAAGCACUUCAGUUCUACGAAAAAUCAAAUGAAAUCUUUGAAAAGUCACUUCCGCCAACUCAUCCCGAUUUGGCUGCUUGCUACAACAACAUUGGUCAACUGUAUAGCAAUGUGGGCGAAAACUCGAAAGCACUUGAAUUUUACGAAAAGUCACAUCAAAUCUUGGAAAAGUCACUUCCGGCAAGUCAUCCCAAUUUGGCUAGUUCCUGCAACAAUAUCGCUGCAGUGUAUUAUCAAAUGGAUCAAUACUCGAAAGCACUUGAAUUUUACGAACAAUCACUUGAAAUCAUGAAGAAAAGUCUUCCUUCGAAUCAUCCCGACUUGGCAGUGUGCUAUAAUAACAUGGGUCUCGUAUAUAAUGAGAUGGGCGACUACUCAAAAGCACUUUCAUUUUACGAACAAUCAAUUGAAAUCAAAAAGAAGACAUUUCCUCCGAAUCAUCCCGACUUGUCUGCUUCCUACAACAACAUCGGUUUGGUGUAUAACAACACGGGCGAGUAUUCGAGAGCACUUGAAUUUUUGGAAAAAGCACAACAAAUUUGGAUGAUUUCUCUUCCACCAGGACAUACGCAUAUCGCAUUGAUUAAAAGUAACAUUGAACAUGUGAAAAAGAAAAUGUAA
Molecule: messenger RNA, 2292 nt
Organism: Rotaria sp. Silwood2
Lineage: Eukaryota; Metazoa; Rotifera; Eurotatoria; Philodinida; Philodinidae
Source: the annotation of a GenBank genome assembly